Molecule: messenger RNA, 474 nt
Organism: Polypterus senegalus (gray bichir)
Lineage: Eukaryota; Metazoa; Chordata; Cladistia; Polypteriformes; Polypteridae
Product: cytoglobin-1-like
Exons: 3
Coding region: 1-441 (146 amino acids)
Biological process (GO): hydrogen peroxide catabolic process; oxygen transport
Cellular component (GO): haptoglobin-hemoglobin complex; hemoglobin complex; blood microparticle
Molecular function (GO): haptoglobin binding; oxygen binding; oxygen carrier activity
Source: RefSeq, a predicted model, not a curated record
AUGGCUGUACCUGCUGGUGAUAUUGCUGCUGCCCGUGGCGUCUGGUCAAAAAUCUUUGCCAGCCCAGAGGACAAUGGUGGUGCAGUGUUAGCAAGGAUGUUCUCAGACCACCCAGAGACCAAGUCCUACUUUAGCCAUUUUGGUGGGCUGGAUGAGGGGUCAGCUCAGGUCAGAGCCCAUGGAAAGGUUGUACUAACAGCAUUAAAUGACAUGAUCCAGCACUUGGACAGCGCCGAUGGCUUCAAUGGGGUGGUCACCCCACUUGCUAAAAAACAUGCAACUCAGCUCAAGGUGGACCCCAAAAACUUCCGGGUCAUCUGCGACGUCAUUCUGGCAAUCAUUGAUGAAAAAUUUGGAGGUGAAGGUCGUGGAGGAAUGGAGAAAGUUGCCAGUGCUCUGUGUGGCCAAAUCAAUUCUGUGUACAAGGAGUCAGGCUGGUAAAAAACAAAAACAUAAAACACCGAUUAUGAGACA